AUGAAUCCGCUCUCCAUCACUGCCUCUACUUUGACGGUGAUCCAGGCUGUUGGCGUCGUGACAAUCGGGGUGGGAACUUUUGUGCACUCGCUACGAACUAUUGAUUCACGCUUGACGGGUCUUUACGAUGAACUUUCUGAUCUUCAAGGCAAUCUUAAGACGAUUGAAAAUACGCUGAUAGGUUGUAAGGAUAUUGACCUAAGCCUGAUCGACGAUGCGAUAUGGCAUCAAAGCGAGAUCGCCAUUGGCAAUUGCCAAGCUACGGUCAACGAUUUGGCCCGACUCGUGGACAAGAUCAAAGAAGCAUCAAGACCUGGGACAAUAGGAUGGAAAGUCCAAGCCAUCUUUGAGUUGAAGGUUCACGAGCGAGACCUAGCUGGCUUUCGCGAUAAAGUCCACCAAUCUAAUUCAGCUCUCCAAACCAUGCUUCAUAUAAUUGUUGUGUCUCUUUCACUGCGACAAAAUGCAUCCCAAAGCCAGAUUCUUACCGAGCUUAGCAACUUGAAACAAUCUAUAAAUAACACAUGGAAUGCUUCAUCGAAGCCAACCGGAGACCGGCGGAACUCGAUGUCUGGAAACAGACUGGAUAAUAACAUCACACGAGACUUGCGCCAUUUGGCUGCAGCUGCCGAAACUUUCUACGCCACAGCGAGCUCAACGGCAGGCACAUUAAAAAGUGACGACGGCAAAAGCAUAUUGAACUCAUUUGUAGGCAGCGAAGCAAGUGGCGUGGGAGACCUCCCUUACUUGCGGUACCAGCUCCUGGAGCAAUAUCUCCACAAUCUUCACUCUGAACAUCCUUCUUCGGUUUCGAGCUAUCCAUCUCGUAAAACCCCUUUCAAAUCAGAGUUGAUAAUUGAGGGCCCAACCAUGAUAGAAAGAGCGAAUAAAACCAGCACCGAAACCAAGAACAAGCCUCAUCAUCCUGAUUCCAGUGCUUUCGAUAUUCCGAAAGAGGAAGUUGAUGACAGUUAUUUCGAAGAUGUCAUCUUAGAGGGAAUGAGAGAGCUGGCUAUUGCAAGUAUUAAAGCGCUAGACUUCGACGAAGCAAUCCGCUUAAUCAAAGAGGUCGUCUGCGAUGGGUUCGAAACGAAGAGAAGAAACUUCGACUAUUUCGAGAUAUUUAGCCAAUUAAUCCUUUGUUACUUUUUCAAGGGAGAGUGGCGACUCGCAGAACCAUUGGUGAAUCUUCUCUCGGAAUCAAAUGAGAAAAGGCCAGACCCAAGUCAUGAAUUGAUCAUCUACAACUUCUCCCAUGCUCUAUCGCUUUGCUACCUAGCUGAGUAUUCCUUUGAGCGAGCCCUUGAGUACUGUAAACGAGCACUCUAUGGGAAAAGAAGACUAUACAAGGCCGGGCAGGCUGACGGGAGAGAGUACGAGGAAACAUUAGGAUUAUACGCGACCAUAUACGAAGUUUCUGGUGACUGCAUACGUGCAGAAAUCUUCAGACGCCAACUGUUGGCAAAAUCUAUAUACAUACACCCAGAGAAUGUUGUUGUUUUCUUCCAAGGCCACGAGAAACUACUCGCUAGUAUCCUCGGCUCGGAUGAUAUCCAGACAUUAACUGGAGCUCUCCUAACGAGCACGGCUGAGUUAGCGGCUUCUCCGACGGACAUUACUCAUGGAGAAGUACCAGCGAAGAUAUCUGGCGGCAAUAUCUUAAGAAUGAAACUUACUGGACACGAAAUGCUUGAUCGGGAUACUGCAAAAGAGGCGGUCGUCGACACUCUCCGUUCCCCAUAUGAGGCAGACGACGAACUUUCGCCCACAGGACCGACUAUAACAAAUCCCCAAAGUCCUAAAGAGAAGUCGCCGAUUCGGAGACAUCUUACCCGGAUUUUCAAACCAAGGAGCUCCCGCCUCGACACAUUUGGCUCUGCUGGUAGAGAUGAAGGCGAUUUACCAAUGAUUAAUAGUCCACCUACCAUGAAACCCUCAAGUAGAUUCAGGCUGUUCUCUCAUAGAGGACCAAGUCUCAAGAAUUCCAGAACCCAACGGCGAGGGCAUGCUGAGAUUGCCAUGUCUGAUGAGAUGGGUAGGACUACCUGUAGUCAGGGGACUUCUACCGCUCGUACUGGCCAAAGAAUUCUGGAUUGUGUGCAAGAGACAGCCGAUCAUACAUCAGUCGAUGAGUUGCGAAACUCCGAUUCGGGAUCCUAUGGUACCAGAGGACAGCAAUUAAAGGCAUCAUCUCACCUUGAAUCGGUGGACACGUCUAGGCAUGAGUUAGGAGACACAUCACUACCCGCUGAAUUGGGAGAUACAUCACCACCGGAUCAAAGGAUAACCACAUCACAAGCAACCAAAUGCGAAGACGCAUAUGAAAAGUUGGAUAACAUAAUUGAAUCUGGUAAGGAUUCUGAUGAUGGGUCCACGGCUCUUGACCCUGAAUUGACCUCCGAAAGACCGCCGGCCACCCACAUUGAUCCCAAUUAUGACCACGAUGCCAAGGAGUCAUUUGGGAUAGACAGCAACCGAGACAAAUCAAGAGAGGAACAGCCACGUGACUUUUCUUCGAGGUUCGAACAUUGUCGUGCGGAGCUCUGGUUUGGCGACAAAUGGGCUCAAGCACUUCAAAACAUUACUUCUCAGCUAGCUAUCCAUCUCUCCUCGAUAAACGGGAAUCAAGAUUUAAAUAGUCUACAGUACCAUAACCAGGCCCUAACUGAGCUUUUCCCAAGUUUCAAGGCCCUUAGCAGUGAUCCAAAUAUGGUCAAUGAUAUUAGAGUGGCCAUGUUCAGUUUGCGGAAGAAGAUCAAGGAACUGCCGCAGGGUCACGAAGAUUCUGGUUACGAGUCUUCCCAGAAUUCUCGGGACAAAGGAACAGCUUCGAUAGAUUCCACGGAAACCAAGCUGCGGAGGUGGAUACGACCUUGUCACCCGCCAGCCAGCAGGAACACAGAUUACGCUCAAACGCAAGAGAACGCUCAAACGCAAGAGAAAGUGCAGAGCCCACACCCAACAGCCGAUCACUCUUUGGAAACUCAACCUGCUAUCCUCAAACGAACAGCCUGA
Molecule: messenger RNA, 3015 nt
Organism: Clonostachys solani
Lineage: Eukaryota; Fungi; Ascomycota; Sordariomycetes; Hypocreales; Bionectriaceae
Source: the annotation of a GenBank genome assembly